This is a messenger RNA of Hypoxylon trugodes, 1689 nucleotides long. Its product is annotated as amidophosphoribosyltransferase. Bases 1 to 1689 code for a protein of 562 amino acids. The record is from RefSeq and is a predicted model, not a curated record. Gene Ontology annotation, cellular component: cytoplasm. NCBI's taxonomy places the organism in Eukaryota, Fungi, Ascomycota, Sordariomycetes, Xylariales, Hypoxylaceae. The transcript is spliced from 13 exons. Gene Ontology annotation, molecular function: amidophosphoribosyltransferase activity. Gene Ontology annotation, biological process: purine nucleobase biosynthetic process; purine nucleotide biosynthetic process.
AUGUGCGGUGUAAUUGGCCUAAUUCUAGGCCAUGUUGGUGACGAUCCCGAGGCUCCUUGUAAAGCCGCCGUCGCGCUCCACGAAGCCCUAUACUUCCUUCAACACAGAGGACAAGAUGCUUGCGGUAUUGCAACUUGUGCCGCUGGUGGGCGCAUCUACCAAUGCAAAGGCAAUGGAAUGGCUGCCAAGGUAUUUAUGGAUGGCAUGAGGGUUCAAGAUCUACCAGGAUCAAUGGGAAUUGGGCAUCUUCGAUACCCGACUGCGGGUACAUCGUCGAAUGCUGAAUCACAACCGUUCGCUCAUAACGGCAAUCUCAUCAACGCUCCUGAGUUACGCGAGCAUCUCGACACAGUCGCCCACAGACAUAUAAAUACAGACAGUGAUAGCGAACUUAUGCUAAACAUAUUCGCGAACGAACUCAACGAAACUGGGAAGGCUAGAGUUAACACCGAUGAUAUAUUCAAUGCGUUGGGCCGUAUGUACGAGCGUUGUUCGGGCGGAUGGGCUUGCACUGCAAUGAUUGCUGGUUUCGGUGUUUUGGGGUUCAGAGAUUCCUACGGAAUUCGGCCUCUAGUGCUUGGGGAGAGAGAUUCGGAUACCCUCCCUGGCACGAAAGAUUACAUGCUUGCGUCUGAAUCUAUUGCCCUACGGCAGCUAGGCUUCCGAAAUAUUAGGGAUAUCCUACCCGGCCAGGCUGUCUUCAUUCAGAAGGGUCGCGCACCCGUUUUCCGCCAGGUUCAAAAGGCAAAGACUUACUCGCCUGACAUAUUCGAAUAUGUAUACUUUGCUAGGCCUGAUACCGUCAUCGAUGGCAUUAGUGUCCAUGCCUCUCGACAAAGGAUGGGCUACAAAUUAGCCGAUAAAAUACGAGAACUGCUCGGAGAUGAAGCAAUCAAGGAUAUCGACGCCGUUAUUCCCAUCCCCGAGACCUCGAACACGUCAGCUGCGAGCGUUUCUGAAAGAUUGGGUCUUCCAUACUGCCAAGGAUUUGUCAAGAACAGAUACGUGUUUAGGACCUUCAUUAUGCCACAGCAAGGGGCUCGGCAAAAGGGUGUUAGGAGAAAGCUCAGUGCCAUUCAGACUGAAUUCGAAGGAAGGUGUGUCCUACUCGUCGAUGACUCUAUCGUGAGGGGUACCACCUCCAAAGAAAUAGUAGCCAUGGCGCGUGAGGCCGGCGCGCGAAAGGUGAUAUUCGCUAGCUGUGCUCCGCCUAUUACCGCACCACACAUUUACGGCAUUGACUUAGCUAGUCCAACGGAAUUAAUCGCAUCCGGCAAAGAUCGUUUUGCAAUUGCCAAGAGCAUUGAUGCAGAGGAGGUGAUCUACCAAGAUCUUGACGAUCUCAAGGCAGCAUGCGCAGAACUUGCGCCGCCUGACGGUCCGACCCAGUUUGAAGUAGGUGUGUUCUGUGGCAAGUACGUCACGCCAGUCCCGGAGGGGUAUUUCGACCACCUAAACCAACUACGUGGUACAAAGCGGAAACAUGCUACACACGCAACAGUCUCCAGUAGUGGCCCAACCAUAGUUGUGGGUGGUGGUCAGACCGGGGCAAACGGAUCCGCAUCAAAUGGCACAGCACUUGAAGCCGAAAAGGCUUCAUCGGGAAUGAUGAGAAAUGGUGCUAUUUCUCCUUUGGUUCGGGAUGAUAUCAGCCUUCAUAACAUGGCUACCGAACCGGAACGACGUUAA